UGUUCCGCAGUUUCUGUUCGACAGCCCUCGAGUUCGGUUCUAGCUCUCUCUCACCUCAAAUAAACUCAGCUCACAGCGGCCAAUCGCCAUAAAUAAAUCAGCAAAGUGUAGUUUGUUUUGGAAAUUUCAAAUAAAUUUCAAUGCGAGUCAGAGACCGACACUCAAAAGCAGCUGUCACUUGAACCCAAUCAACGAACAAAUCAACGAAAUAAUAAAUCAGCCACGAAACCAACUACAAUAACAACGAAAAUAGCAAUCUCUUCGAGUGUCUUUGAGUGAACAGAUGUUUUGAAAAACCGCCGAAAACCGCGACUAAUCCUGGAAAGGACUGUUGGCAAUCGAAGUAAUUGGCCAUCCGAUUAGGUGAAGUUUUUUACUGUGCAAAAGAAAGUUACGAAAAUCAAAGCAUCGAGCAUCGAGCAUCGAAGCAGGAGGAGAUACGCCCGAUAAAGGACUAGCCUGCGGUCGGACCCCCGGUGAAGAAAAAGGAUUACGAUCCAGGUCCCUGUGCCCGCGUGCGAAAGAUUCGUCCAAUUAACAUGGGCGGCAACGUGGAGCAGCGUCCUUGGACGCCAACAGUCCGCAUUGGCAGGAUCGCAGCCGAGACCACCAAUCCAGGUCCAGCCACCGUCCAGCUUCCGACGUUGAUCGGUAGCAAAGUGCCGGACUCGAAGAAGAAGGCCGCCCCCUCGUACUCCUUUGGGCACAAGUUGGGCGGCAAGUACGACACCUCUGGACCGGGUCCGGCCCAAUACAAUGUGACGGGGAUGCGGGCAAAGGGAAGGGACUAUCCCAGAGCAGCCACUCUGCAGAGCAGGCCCAAGGAACUGACCCGGUUCUCGAAUCCCGGACCCGGCGAAUACGACGUGGUGCCGGCGGCCAAGGCGGUGAUCGAUGCCACGCCCAAGUACACCUUUGGCCAACGACCGGCCACACUGAAGACGUUCCAGAUUCCAGGCCCCAACCAUUAUCGAGUGGUGCCACUUGAUGUCGUCAAGCGGCGAGCCCCACGAUACUCCUUUCGCAUUAAGGUUAACGUGUACUUUGUUAACAAUCCAGCUCCGAAUAGCUAUUGCCCUGAAAAGGUCACGCAAUCAAAAAAGAAUGCGCCACGCUACACUUUCGGUAGACGAACUAAAAUCGAACACGAUCAGGGCACACCAGCUCCUGGCGCCUACUGUCCCGAGAAGGUGAAGCUCAACAAGACGCCGGAGUUUAGUUUUGGUAUCAAACACCACGAACAGAGGCCAGAUUACACUCCAGCUCCUGGCACUUACAAGCCCGAGCAGGUUGUCCUAGAACACAAUCCCGCCUUCAGCUUCGGCCUGAAAACCAAACACAUCCAGGUCAGCGACACUCCAGCACCCGGAGCCUACAGCCCCGAAAAGUCCCGACUGCACUCCACACCCGCUUACUCAAUCACCGGAAAGGCCUCUCAGGAUGUCGUCGAUUGCACACCUGCACCCGGAGCAUACGAACCCGAGAAGUGUGUGCUGGGCAGGACGCCCGCCUUCAGCUUCGGCCACCGCGUGGAGCUGGCCAAGUCCAGUGACACCCCAGCUCCGGGCACCUACAAUCCCGAGAAGGUGCGCAUGGACCACACGCCCGCCUUCACCCUCUCCGGACGACCCGAAACCAGGUGCAUCAGCGAGACGCCGGCGCCCGGUUCGUAUGCCCCGGAAAGGUACCGCAACGAUCGCACGCCGGCCUUCACCUUCGGCGGUAAGCACGAGCAGCGGCUCGAGAGCUCCACUCCGGCACCGGGCGACUACUGUCCCGAAAAAGUGCGGCACGAUCACAACCCCGCUUUCUCAUUCGCCGGUCGCCAUGAUUUGCACAAGACGAGCGACACACCAGCUCCCGGAGCUUAUGAAACGGAGAAGGUCCGCCAGGAUCACAACCCCGCCUUCUCCUUUGCCGGGCGACACGAUCUCCACAAGCCCGAUAGCACCCCUGCUCCAGGAGCCUACUCCCCGGAGAAGGUCCGCCAGGAUCACAACCCUGCCUUCUCGAUGGCCGGGAAGUACAGCCAGAAGAUCUCCAGCGAAACCCCUGCUCCCGGGGACUACUGUCCCGAGAAGGUUCGCUUGGAUCACACACCCGCCUACAGUUUUGGGGUGAAGAACGAUCCAAAGGUGGAGAACCACACUCCAGCCCCAGGGGAUUACCAUCCCGAAAAAGUGAGGCAGGAUCAUAACCCCGCCUUUUCGUUCGCUGGUCGUCACGACCUCCACAAACCCAGUGAGACUCCUGCUCCAGGAGCCUACUCCCCUGAGAAAACCAGGCAGGAUCACAAUCCAGCCUUCUCAAUGGCUGGAAAGCACGAUCCGAAGGUUGCCAAUGACACCCCUGCCCCUGGUGAUUAUCACCCCGAGAAGGUCAGGCAGGAUCAUAACCCGGCGUAUUCCUUUGCUGGUCGCCAUGACCUCCACAAACCCAGUGAAACUCCUGCUCCAGGAGCUUACUCCCCGGAGAAAACCAGGCAGGAUCACAAUCCAGCUUUCUCAAUGGCUGGCAAGUAUGAUCAAAAGAUUACCAAUGGCACUCCUGCCCCCGGGGACUAUAGUCCCGAAAAGGUUCGAUUAGAUCACACACCGGCUUACAGUUUCGGGGGUAAAAAUGAUCCUAGAAUAGAGAACAAUACCCCCGCUCCUGGAGAUUAUCAUCCGGAGAAGGUAAGGCAGGACCACAAUCCCGCCUUCUCAUUCGCCGGUCGCCACAAUCUUUACAAGCCCAGUGAUUCCCCUGCACCAGGAGCCUAUUGUCCCGAAAAGUUUCGCCAGGAUCACAAUCCUGCUUUUUCGAUGGCUGGAAAACACAUCCAGAAGAUAUCGAGUGACACACCAGCUCCUGGUGACUACUGUCCGGAAAAAGUACGCCAGGACCAUACUCCGGCCUAUACUUUUGGUGGCAAGAAUGAUCCUAAGAUAGAGAACAAUACCCCAGCCCCUGGGGAUUAUCAUCCGGAGAAGGUAAGGCAGGACCACAAUCCCGCCUUCUCCUUUGCCGGACGUUAUGAUCUUCAGAAACCCAGUGAUACUCCCGCCCCAGGAGCCUAUUCUCCAGAAAAAGUCCGGCAGGAUCAUAAUCCCGCUUUUUCAAUGGCAGGCAAACACAUCGUAAAGAUGGUAAAUGGUACUCCAGCUCCGGGAGACUACUGCCCAGAGAAGGUGCGAUUGGAUCACACUCCUGCCUACACUUUCGGUGGCAAGAAUGAUCCGAAGAUAGAGAAUAAUACCCCAGCCCCUGGAGAUUAUCAUCCGGAGAAGGUAAGGCAGGACCACAAUCCCGCCUUCUCCUUUGCCGGACGUUAUGAUCUUCAGAAACCCAGUGAUACUCCCGCCCCAGGAGCCUAUUCUCCAGAAAAAGUCCGGCAGGAUCAUAAUCCCGCUUUCUCAAUGGCCGGUAAACAUACUGAAAAGAUCUCCAGCAAAACCCCUGCUCCAGGGGACUACAGUCCCGAGAAGGUUCGUCUAGAUCACACACCCGCCUAUACUUUCGGUGGAAAGAACGAUCCCAAAAUAGAGAACAACACGCCUGCUCCAGGUGAUUACCAUCCCGAGAAAGUGAGGCAGGAUCACAAUCCAGCAUUUUCUUUCGCUGGCCGUCACGAUCUUCACAAACCAAGUGACACUCCCGCUCCUGGAGCAUACUCCCCAGAGAAAGUGCGUCAGGAUCAUAACCCUGCGUUCUCAAUGGCGGGCAAACAUGACCCUAAGGUUUCCAAUGAUAACCCAGCGCCUGGUGACUACAGUCCCGAGAAGGUCCGUCUGGACCACACUCCCUCCUAUACAUUUGCGGGGAAAAAUGAUCCCAAAGUUGAGAACAACUCGCCUGCUCCUGGUGAUUAUCAUCCCGAAAAGGUUAGACAGGAUCACAACCCUGCCUUUUCCUUUGCGGGUCGACAUGAUCUCCAUAAACCCAGUGACACCCCCGCUCCAGGAGCCUACUCCCCCGAAAAGACCCGACAGGAUCACAACCCCGCCUUCUCGAUGGCUGGAAAGCACAUUCAGAAGAUUACCAAUGGUACGCCAGCCCCUGGCGACUACUGUCCCGAGAAGGUUCGACUGGAUCAUACUCCAGCUUAUAGCUUUGGGGUAAAGAGCGAUCCUAAGUUGGAGAACAACACCCCUGCUCCUGGGGACUAUCAUCCUGAAAAGGUUAGGCAGGAUCAUGUACCCGCAUUCUCCUUCGCCGGCCGCCAUGAAGUUCAUAAGAUUAGUGAGACUCCCGCCCCAGGAGCCUACUUCCCAGAGAAAGUCAGGCAGGACCACAAUCCCGCCUUCACAAUGGCAGGGAAGCACGAUCCCAAGGUGGCCAAUGACACCCCUGCUCCCGGGGACUACCACCCCGAGAACGUGAGACAGGACCACAAUCCCGCCUUCUCCUUUGCCGGUCGUCACGACCUGCACCGACCCAGUGAAACCCCGGCGCCCGGAGACUACUCCCCGGAGAAGGUCAGGCAGGACUUCAAUCCGGCGUUCACCUUCGCCGGCAAACACGAUCCGAGACCCUCCUGCGAGUCCCCGGCACCUGGAGACUACAGCCCCGAGAAGGUGCGACUGGACCGAGCACCCGCUUUCACCUUUGGCGGCAAGCACGACCCCAAAACGGAGCACCUUCAUCCCGCGCCCUGCGACUACGCCCCCGAGAAAGUUCGCCUCGACCAUACACCCGCCUACACAAUUGCAGGUCGACCGGCCGCCGAUCCCGUGAGCCAAACCCCGGCUCCCUGCGACUACCAUCCGGAGCAGUGCCACGUGGACAGCACACCUGCCUUCACCUUCGGCAUGAGACUCGGACGGGAGCGCAUCUCCGACACUCCAGCACCCUCCGCGUAUGAGCCGGAAAAGCACACCGUGCACUCCACACCCGCCUUCAGCUUUGGCACCAAGUCGGAUAUCCGCGUGACCACCGAUGCCCCAGCCCCUGGUCACUAUUAUCCCGAACAGUGCAAUCUGGACAGCUCGCCGGCGUAUAGUUUCGGUCUGAAGACAGUGCAAACUGCUUCGCUUCCAGAACCCAGGGGCGUGUACAUCGAAGAUCGCAUCGUGCAAAGACGCGAACGCCGCCUGGCCAGUCCCGUACGCAACAAUGCGGAAAGCAGCACCACAACCACCCAGAACAGCAACAAUGCUGGUAGCAGCAGCACCACCACCACAACAACCACCACGACCACCAAGACCUUCAUCAAUGGGGUGGAGCAGCCGGAGUUGCAGCAAAAGCAAACCACCAAGCAGGUGAAUGGCACCCACAAAGAGCUUAAGUCCGCACCACCAGCACCACUGAGCAAUGGCAACCACCACUCGCGGGUGGAGACCACCACCCUGCAGCAGGUGGCCCACGGGCAGAAGGAGAUCGGUGGUUUGAAGAUGGUGGCCAGCGGUAAGUCGGAUGCCAGUGCCACCAAGGCGGCUGCAGUGAGCCACCAGACGGUGGUGCGAUCCGAUGGCGCCAUUGUGACCAGUGGCCAGUCCUCGAGGAUGCAGACGGUCAAGUACGCUGUGGAGGCGAGCAGCGUGCAGGAGAAGAUCAUCAGCUCCUAACGUCUACAAAAUACCCACUGUCAUGGGCAGCAGCAAGGAGGGCAAGAUCCGCUCGGCUCCGGCCUACACGAUCACGGGUCGCGAGAAGCCGCCCCUGAUCCCGG
Molecule: messenger RNA, 5650 nt
Organism: Drosophila rhopaloa
Lineage: Eukaryota; Metazoa; Arthropoda; Insecta; Diptera; Drosophilidae
Exons: 14
Coding region: 540-5546 (1668 amino acids)
Cellular component (GO): cytoskeleton
Source: RefSeq, a predicted model, not a curated record